Camellia sinensis is the source of this 1914-nucleotide messenger RNA. Its product is annotated as 5'-adenylylsulfate reductase 1, chloroplastic. The record is from RefSeq and is a predicted model, not a curated record. Gene Ontology annotation, molecular function: phosphoadenylyl-sulfate reductase (thioredoxin) activity. Lineage: Eukaryota; Viridiplantae; Streptophyta; Magnoliopsida; Ericales; Theaceae.
UUUCUCUUCCCAAAAAAACAGUCCCAACAAAAUAAAAAUUCACUCUCAAAAAACACAAACACACACAUCCAAACCUCUCAUCACAUAAAGCAAUUUCUAGAGAGAGAAACUCUGUAAGCAAAAUCUAGAGAGAGAAGGUCUGUAAUGGCGUUGGCUGUUACUUCUUCUACUUCUAUUGCUGGCUCUAUUGCUUCUCGCUUCAAUGACCAUUCCAAACUUUCAUCACAGGUUGGUUAUUUUCAGCCAUUGGAUCGGAAUCAUUCUCAAUCGGCGGCUUUGAAUUAUUCUCGGAGGAGGAGUUCGGUGAAGCCGUUGAAUGCCGAACCCAAACGGAACGAUUUGAUUGUCCCUCUCGCUUCAACACUCGUUGCUCCUCCUGAGGUGGCAGAGAAAGUAGAGGUGGAGGAGGACUAUGAGCAACUAGCUAAGCACCUUGAAAAUGCUUCUCCUCUUGAAAUUAUGGAUAAAGCCCUUGAAACAUUCGGGAAUGACAUUGCAAUUGCUUUCAGUGGUGCCGAAGAUGUAGCUUUGAUUGAGUAUGCACACUUAACUGGUCGGCCAUUUAGGGUAUUCAGCUUGGACACCGGGAGACUCAAUCCAGAAACAUAUAAAUUCUUUGACACAGUUGAGAAGCGUUAUGGCAUUCGCAUUGAGUACAUGUUUCCUGAUGCCAUAGAAGUUCAGGCCUUAGUAAGGAGCAAAGGACUGUUCUCUUUCUAUGAGGAUGGUCACCAAGAGUGCUGUCGUGUGAGGAAAGUGAGACCCUUGCGGAGGGCUCUUAAAGGAUUACGUGCCUGGAUAACUGGGCAAAGGAAAGAUCAAUCUCCGGGUACUAGGUCAGAAAUUCCUGUAGUCCAGGUUGACCCUGUUUUUGAGGGAAUGGAUGGUGGGAUUGGUAGCUUGGUGAAGUGGAAUCCAGUGGCAAAUGUAGAGGGACAUGACAUUUGGAAUUUUCUUCGAACCAUGAAUGUGCCUGUUAAUUCAUUGCACUCUCAAGGGUACAUCUCAAUUGGGUGUGAGCCUUGCACGAGGCCGGUCCUACCGGGGCAACAUGAGAGAGAAGGAAGAUGGUGGUGGGAAGAUGCAAAGGCCAAGGAGUGUGGCCUCCACAAAGGAAAUAUCAAGGACAAAAAUGUCAGUGGAAGUGGAAAUGGGGCUGUCCACGCCAAUGGGACUGCCACAGAAACCGAUAUAUUUGAUACCCAGAAUGUUGUGAACUUGAACAGGAAAGGGAUGGAGAAUUUGUUAAAAUUGGAGGACCGUAGAGAGCCUUGGCUUGUUGUUCUCUACGCACCUUGGUGCCAAUUUUGCCAGGCCAUGGAAGGAUCAUAUGUUGAGUUGGCUGAGAAGCUAGCAGGGAGCGGUGUGAAGGUGGGAAAGUUCAGAGCAGAUGGUGAGCAGAAGGCAUUUGCACAACAAGAAUUGCAGUUAGGGAGUUUCCCGACAAUACUCUUCUUCCCCAAACACUCUUCUCGGCCCAUAAAGUACCCCUCCGAGAAGAGAGAUGUCGAUUCGUUGAUGGCUUUUGUGAAUGCUCUGCGAUGAUAAUAAUAAUAAUCUAGGUCUCAUUUAUUCAUGAAUCUACAAAAGUGGAUUGGAAAUAUGAAUACACAUCAACUGGAGGGAAGGACCAGAGUGCACCUGGAAUUUUAUUGAAAUUCCAAUGCUGCUUAGAUGCAGCAAUGUGGUGGAUGUUGAUUUUUGGUUUUUUUGUAUGUUCAUUUGUUAGGUUUCUCUCUUUCUGUCUGCCUGCUCUAGGUUUUUCAUUUUUAUAGCAAUUCUGAGAGAUAAAGGGGGUUUGUGAUGGUAAAUAUAUGUAGUUAUCAAUCAUGUUCCUGUGAAAUUGAGCUUCAGAGGCUUGAUUUUGGUGUUUACCAAAUUAUACCGUACCAUUUAUUGCAUAUUGAUACAAUA